GGAUUCGACGAACUAUUUUGAUUACACUGAAUAUCACAACCGUAAUUUAUUUAUGUAUUCCACCGAUAGGCUAGUACUAAACAACUGACGAUCAACGGAAAUAACGUCUAUUGGUGUAUUUCUGGUAAAACAUUUGAGAGACAAGGUUAGUAGUGUUAAAUAAUGAAGUCAAGGAGCGAGGAGCAGAUUCAUGAAGAACCACAAUCAAUCAAGGAUGUUUCGGACAUUAUUGGAGGAUAUGGCCCCUGGCAACGAGCUAUUUUUCUUAUUAUUAUAUUUUUUGGGUUUCCAUCUGCCUGGCAUAAUUUGUCGAUAACGUUUUUAGCUCCAGAUAUUAGCCACUGGUGUUCUCCUCCGGAUCCUCUACUAAACUACAGCACAGACUCCUGGAAAGAUCUUGCCAUACCAAAAGAUGAAAGCUUUGGAGGAGAAAGUUAUAGCUCAUGUGAAAUGUACAAAAUUUACAGAAAUCUAUCAUCUCUAACAGUCGAUCGAAAUCAAACCGUUCCGUGUAAAACAUGGCAAUAUGAUCAUUCAUUCUACUCUUCUACUGUCAUAGAGAAAUGGAAUCUCGUCUGUGGGCGAUCUUGGUUGAAAUCCAUGAGUCAAUCCGUUUACAUGGCUGGCUAUCUCACUGGUUGUCUUCUUUUGGGGCAACUUUCAGAUAGCUUUGGAAGACGACCAAUCAUGCUCCUCGGUUUGGUGAUCCUUUUAAUCUCUGGGAUUGUUUGCGCUUUUUCUCCUUACUUCUGGUUGUUUACAGUAACUCGCUUUCUAACAGCCGUAGGGAGGUGUGGAAUGUUUGUAACAGGAUUUGUCCUCCUGUUGGAAGUUGUUGGACCUGAGUGGCGACCUGUUUUAGGAGUAGCUCGUGAGAUCGGCUGGGCAGCAGGGUUCAUCACACUACCUGGGUUGGCCUGGUUACUACGUGACUGGUUUUAUCUCCAGCUGACUAUAUCUCUGUUGGUUGUUUUAUAUUUCGUGACGUACUGGAUUAUUCCUGAAUCACCGAGAUGGCUUCUUACCCACGACAGAGAUGAAGAAGCAAAAGCUAUCCUAACAGUAGCUUCAAGAAAAAACGGCUUUCACAAGCCCGUAGAAGAGUCUGUGAACAAACUGAAAGAUUUUCUCACAAAAGAUCUUGCAACAAGUAAAGUCAACCAAAAAGCUACUCUUCUUGACUUGUUUAAGACUCCAAACAUGAGGAAGAAAACGAUGAAUGUUUGUUUUAACUGGUUUGUCAACUCCUUCGUGUUUUACGGACUAUCCCUGAACACAGAAGACUUAGGAGGAAAUCUUUUCAUCAACUUCUCCAUAGCUGGAGCAGUGGAAUUUCCAGCUUACUUGUGUACCAUUGUUGCAAUUAAAAGAUUAGGAAGAAGAAUUCCUCUUAUGUCCGCAAUGGUGGCUGGAGGGAUAGCAUGUGCCUUAACAACACUAUUUCCUGAAUACUUGUGGGCUCGCGUGACUUUGGCGAUGUUUGGAAAAUUCUGCAUCACGUGCUCAUAUGCCAUUAUCUACGUAUUUAGUGCAGAACUUUAUCCUACUGUUGUGAGAAACGUUGGAGUUGGAUGUAGUUCGACCUGUGCUAGGAUUGGAGCAAUUAUUGCACCUUUUAUGAAAGAAGUAGGUGCAUUCAGCCAUCCAAGUGUUCCAUUUGGCAUUUUCGGGGGAUUUUCGGUCGCAGCAGGACUUUUAUGCUUGCUGCUUCCAGAAACUAACGAGAAAACCCUUCCUGAUACACUCCAACAAGGAGAAGAGUUUAAAAAAUGAUUCAAUAGUCCAAACCGCUUACGAAGAAUGUAUUGUCUUUUAUGUUUCUUUGAGCCUGAUUCGAGAGAAUGAUAGUGUUACGUAUUGAUUGACAUUGAAUCCUUGUAAAGAUAUUAGUCUUUAUAUGGUAUUUUCAACUUUUCAUUUCGCAACUGCACGAGAAGCAUAAUAAAUCCACCAAAAAUGUGAUAAAAUUUUGAAUAGAAAAAUACGCUAAAAAAUGUCGUCGGCGGAUUGGUGUCGUAAAACUACUAGGAUUGCACAUUCUAAUCUAUCUUGGUAUCGCAAAAAUACCCGUAGCUUAUACACACUAACCUGACUCAGUGUUACAAAGAAUACCAAUAUCACACACUUUAACCUAUUGCAGUGACAUAUAUCUUAAUUGUAAGAUACAGUCUAACCUGACUCAGUGUUAUAAAUAAUACCAAUAUCACACACUUUAACCUAUUGCAGU
Molecule: messenger RNA, 2227 nt
Organism: Limulus polyphemus (Atlantic horseshoe crab)
Lineage: Eukaryota; Metazoa; Arthropoda; Merostomata; Xiphosura; Limulidae
Product: organic cation transporter protein-like
Exons: 10
Coding region: 163-1773 (536 amino acids)
Biological process (GO): transmembrane transport
Cellular component (GO): membrane
Molecular function (GO): transmembrane transporter activity
Source: RefSeq, a predicted model, not a curated record